AUGAUGCAAGCCAAGAAGAUUAAGUACGACGUCAUCGGACUGGCCAAGACGCGACGGUGGAGUUGGCGUCCUCAUCAACACGAGUAUGGCAAGAACAUCGACUUUUUCGAACACCUUACGACCCGAGUCGGAUGUCUGCGGAUGAGAAGAUGUAGUCCAACACCAGCUUUGACUAUCUUCGUCGCUUAUGCUCCAACAACAUGCUACGAAGAAAAAGAAGUCGAAGCUUCCUAUAUGGACUGGAUAAGUUGCUAA
Messenger RNA from Necator americanus (New World hookworm), 255 nucleotides. RefSeq lists its product as uncharacterized. The record is from RefSeq and is a predicted model, not a curated record. Lineage: Eukaryota; Metazoa; Nematoda; Chromadorea; Rhabditida; Ancylostomatidae. Bases 1 to 255 code for a protein of 84 amino acids. The transcript has a single exon.